Messenger RNA from Eleginops maclovinus (Patagonian blennie), 4771 nucleotides. RefSeq names its product adenosylhomocysteinase like 2b (gene ahcyl2b). The record is from RefSeq and is a predicted model, not a curated record. The transcript is spliced from 17 exons. Gene Ontology annotation, cellular component: cytosol. Bases 71 to 1873 code for a protein of 600 amino acids. NCBI's taxonomy places the organism in Eukaryota, Metazoa, Chordata, Actinopteri, Perciformes, Eleginopidae. Gene Ontology annotation, biological process: L-methionine cycle.
CGCUCCACGGUUCACAUCCGCUCGACUCGCUAUUUGUGUUAGAAAAAAAGGACUUUGUGAAACUGCAGCGAUGUCAGUCCAGGUUGUGGCAGCGAAAAUGGCAGAGGUCGAACUCAAAGACGUACCCACCGGCAAAGACUUACCGGCGGGUUCCCCGAUGACACCGACCUCGGAGGGCAAAACCCUGGGCAGAAACGACCCACAUGAGGCCGGUUCCUCCGCUGCUACGUCCCCUACAGCGGAGCCCUCCAAAGCCGGGGAAGGCAGCCUGGGUUUGCUGAACACGAACCCGGCGAAGAUGCCUCAGGCGUCGGCUUUGAAGCGGACAGACCCGCAGCAGAACGGCGGAGAGGCGUUUGUCAACCGGGACGGUACCGUGGCCGAGGCUCCGCGUAUGAAAAAGAUCCAGUUUGCGGACCAGAAGCAGGAGUUCAACAAGCGGCCCUCCAAGAUUGGCCGGCGCUCCCUGUCCCGCUCCAUCUCCCAGUCCUCCACAGACAGCUACAGCUCAGCGGCGUCGUACACGGACAGCUCUGACGAUGAGACGUCUCCUCGGGACAAACAGCAGAAGAACUCCAAGGGUAACGGAGACUUCUGCAUCAAAAACAUCAAACAGGCCGACUUCGGACGCAGAGAGAUCGAGAUUGCAGAGCAAGAGAUGCCGGCCCUGAUGGCUCUGAGGAAGCGAGCCCAGGGGGAGAAACCCCUCGCCGGGGCCAAGGUGGUGGGCUGCACCCACAUCACUGCCCAGACUGCUGUGCUGAUGGAGACCCUCUCAGCUCUGGGGGCUCAGUGUAGAUGGGCCGCCUGCAACAUCUACUCCACCCAGAACGAAGUGGCAGCUGCUCUGGCAGAAGGAGGUUUCAGUGUUUUUGCAUGGAAGGGUGAGUCAGAGGACGACUUCUGGUGGUGCAUCGAUCGCUGUGUCAACGUGGAAGGCUGGCAACCCAAUAUGAUCCUGGAUGACGGUGGAGACCUGACUCACUGGAUCUAUAAAAAGUACCCCAACAUGUUCAAGAAGAUAAAGGGCAUUGUAGAGGAGAGUGUUACCGGUGUGCACAGGUUGUAUCAGCUGUCCAAGGCGGGGAAGCUGUGUGUUCCAGCCAUGAACGUCAACGACUCGGUGACCAAGCAGAAGUUUGACAACCUGUACUGCUGCAGGGAGUCCAUCCUAGACGGCCUGAAGAGGACCACUGAUGUCAUGUUCGGAGGCAAACAGGUGGUGGUGUGUGGGUACGGAGAGGUGGGCAAAGGCUGCUGCGCUGCCCUCAAAGCCAUGGGCUCCAUCGUGUACGUCACAGAGAUCGACCCCAUCUGUGCCUUGCAGGCGUGCAUGGACGGCUUCAGGCUGGUGAAACUGAAUGAAGUCAUCAGACAAGUGGACAUCGUCAUCACCUGCACAGGCAAUAAGAACGUGGUGGUGAGAGAGUACCUGGACCGCAUGAAGAACGGCUGCAUCGUCUGCAACAUGGGACACUCCAACACUGAGAUCGAUGUGGCGAGCCUCCGGACUCCUGAGCUGACCUGGGAGAGAGUGCGCUCUCAGGUGGACCACGUCAUCUGGCCUGAUGGCAAGAGGAUAGUGCUGCUGGCUGAGGGUCGUCUGCUGAACCUCAGCUGUUCCACUGUGCCCACCUUUGUUCUCUCCAUCACCGCCACCACCCAGGCGCUGGCUCUGAUAGAGCUGUACAACGCCCCAGAGGGACGCUACAAACAGGAUGUUUACCUGCUGCCCAAGAAGAUGGAUGAGUAUGUGGCCAGCCUACAUCUCCCCACAUUCGACGCACAUCUCACAGAGCUGAGCGACGAGCAGGCCAAGUAUCUGGGCUUGAACAAGAACGGGCCCUUUAAGCCAAACUACUAUAGGUAUUAAACCAGUGUCGGCGUUUGACUGCAGAAAUACAAAUACUCCAUGAUUGGCACAGACUCAUAGAGGGGGAGGAGGAGGAGGAGGAGGAGGAGAACAGAAGGAAGGACACACCUGCUUUAUAUAUUGGGGGGGGAGGUAGGGGAGGAGCUCUGACUGAACCUGAGGAGGGGCCUGGGCUUAUCUUGCGUUAUGGCAGCCGUUUUAUUUAUUCUCGCUCGACAACAAUAAUGGUAAUUCUAAAUCUGUGGAGCUGCUCCCGCCAUUAGCCGUGAGCUAGCUCCGCGACGUCUUCUUCUGGAAGAUGUUUUUCUUCCUUUUUCACCACAAUUAUCUCUCUUUCUCUUUAAUCACUCGUUUGUAUGUCGACUUGUAUGUAAAUCCUCCAUCCACCCUCCCCUUCCCAUUGCCAGAUCUUUUAUUGUUUAACUAUUAAAGAUGAAAUUAUUGAUGCUUAAAAGAUAUAUACUAUAUAAAAACAAAAAACUUGAUUUAAGAAAAAAAAAUCUGUGUGAAUGAUGGCCGUUGAAGAUUCAGUGACGGACACUUUUCUUUCAUGUCCUAUUUUUGUUGUCUUCUCUUUUCUACCUGUGAUUUUGUUUUUCUCUUGCGUAAUAUUGAGAGGGCGGGGUUAAGAUCUAGUGGGCGGGGAUUAGGCGGGAUCUCAGGGUCCAAUCAUAUCAUGUCUUUUAUUUGAUCCUCCUCAUUGAGAUUCACCGUUGUGUCUGUUUUUAAACGGUUCUUUUUAUGUUUUCUGUCCUAUCCGAUCAGCCUGUAGUUUUUCAGAACUUUUCUUAGUAUGACUGGACCGGGUCUUCCCACCUGUCACUCAAAGCCACAGUGAAAACAUCUCAUUGGCUGCUUCUUUCUCGGCUUCCAUGCUCACAAGGCGCCUGUGUUGAAGUAUUUCCAUCUUGUGAGAGAUUUCAUUUAGUCUCUUCCUUUACCAAUACUGACUUUACUGUAUUAGAAGCAUGGCAGGUUGUCAGACCAUUAAAUACUGUAUAUUUAGAUAUUUAUAUUGAAGCAUUUUCUAUCCUUUUCUCUCCUGCGCCACCUCCUAUCAUUACUUUUCGAAAGGAAUCAUCAUAUGUCCUAAAGAUAAGCAAUUAAGUGUUCUGAUGAUAAGUGUAAUAAAUGUAUUUAAGCCCUCACUUUGAAUACUGUGACAGAAAAUAUUUAAAGAGAAACCAAAUGAGCAGCUAAUUGCUGCCUGGCCGGUACUUAAACAGAUCUUCAAUCAGGUCCUCAACAAAAAAAAUGUAUGUUUUUUUUUACAGUAUUUACCAUACACACUACAACUCUUUGGUACUCACUGAAAAAGUUCUGUUUAACAAGUAAGAAUUAUUCUCUCUUCAAGAAGCACAUUUACCCUCGCUGUAAAUCCACAUGAAUCUGCCUGUAAAUGGAAAUGUCCCCCCUUUUAAAAAAGAAAAAAAAAACUUGGCUUGCUAGCCUUGAAAUAUUUGAGUUUCUUCUUCCCCUCCUGAAAGGCUUAGAUUCUCUCCAGCUGACAUGACGGUGCAAAUUAGAAAGUCCUGACAGUCAUUUCAGCUGACAGCCAAGUUCUCCCCGCCCGCCGCAAUACUGGCUCUGCACCUGAACCCAUCAGGUGCUCUGCUAACCUGCUGAGAGACGCUGCCACCAUUCCCCUCACAGAGAGGGAUCACAUGCUUAAAAACACAUAUUCAGGUCUUGGAUCAUUUUACACAUUUCUAAUGAGAGGAAAUAGCACAAAAAGCUUUUUCAUUUACCAGUUUUGCUCAUUCAGACUAAAAAUAGGCACAGGUAAUGCAGUUUAUUUGCUGUGUAACACUGACUAGUAUAUUAACAAACUUUUUAACAUCAACAAAAGUCUUUUGAGAACUCUUAAGAAAAUGUAUGCCAGCAGCCAGUUAGCUCAUUUUAGCAUGAAGGUUAAAGGGCAACAUUGUCCAACUACAAACGCCUCUGAAAGUUGGGUUUGCUUUAAAAACAUUUUAAAAAUUAGCAAAACUUAAGUGAGCUUUAAAGAUGCUUGCAGCUAAAUUUUGUUCAUUUUGGACAAAGCCAGGGUAGCAGUUUUCCGCUGUUUACCGUCUUCGACCUAAGCUAACUGGCGGCUAUCCACAGCUACAAUUUUAGCAUACAGUUAUGAGUAGGAUUGAUCUUAUUAUCCAAGUUUCAACAAGUAUGUCAAUUAGAGUAUUUCCCAAAUGUCAAACUAUUCCUUAUUCAUUUGAUAAAAGCAAAUUAAAGUAUAAAGAAAUAUACAUUUAUAGGCGCGUAGUGACCUAGCAUACGCCCAAAGAUCCUACACUGUGUCACAGUGCACAACCUCAUUAUCACAAUGUGUGUGCAUUAAUGUCUCCUUGUGCAGUUGAGAAACCCUUCUUAUAGUCGUGCGACCUGUGCUCUUAAACCUGUUGUCUUACUUUACCCUUUUGUAGGUGUGAAUGUGUGUAUAACCUCUGGAGAGAAAGAUAAGGUGAUUAUAGAUGAUGAGGUGUGUGUGUGUGUGUGUUAAUGUCCUUCAGUGUUUUGAACACAUCUUUUCGUCUACAAUUGCUUUCCGUUAACAGCUGCCUCAGGAUCCUAUAGCCUGUGCGUUAGGGGGAGAAAGCAUUUUUUUAGUUUGGUCGUACGGGUGGGCGGGGGAAGACACCAGCAUCAUAUCUGUAUAUACUCUAUAUACAGAUAUGACAACCUUUAAAAGUAUAGGAAGGUAAAAGAAGAUCCACUCCUGUAUUUAUUGUUGUAAAUCCUAAUACAGUGCAAACUGGCAAAUUCUCAAACAUGUUUUAAGUUGUCGAUUAAAUAAAAAAAUACCCUAUGUUUAAAUAUUGCAAGUGAUAAUGGUAGAUGAUGAGCAAUAAUUUAAAACAUUCUGUAAUCUUACUGAAUAAAGAUGUAAAAAAACGGUAA